Messenger RNA from Oreochromis niloticus (Nile tilapia), 1753 nucleotides. It is a transcript of the gene prkaa1, whose product is annotated as protein kinase, AMP-activated, alpha 1 catalytic subunit. The record is from RefSeq and is marked provisional. The coding region runs from base 16 to 1731 and encodes 571 amino acids. Lineage: Eukaryota; Metazoa; Chordata; Actinopteri; Cichliformes; Cichlidae. Gene Ontology annotation, biological process: intracellular signal transduction; protein phosphorylation. Gene Ontology annotation, molecular function: protein serine/threonine kinase activity; ATP binding. The transcript has 9 exons. Gene Ontology annotation, cellular component: cytoplasm.
GGCCAUUGCGGGAAGAUGGCGACGGAAAAAGCGAAGCAUGAAGGAAGAGUGAAAAUUGGACAUUACAUUCUUGGAGACACUCUCGGAGUGGGGACGUUUGGGAAGGUUAAAGUGGGCCAACAUGAGCUGACCAAGCAUCAAGUGGCAGUGAAGAUCUUGAACAGACAGAAGAUCCGCAGUUUGGACGUGGUGGGAAAGAUUCGCCGGGAGAUCCAGAACCUCAAGCUUUUCAGGCACCCUCACAUAAUUAAACUGUAUCAGGUUAUCAGCACCCCUACAGAUAUCUUCAUGGUGAUGGAGUAUGUCUCAGGGGGAGAGCUCUUUGACUACAUCUGCAAAAAUGGAAAGUUGGAUGAAAAGGAGAGUCGACGACUGUUCCAGCAGAUCAUUUCAGCAGUAGACUACUGCCACAGACACAUGGUGGUACAUCGAGACCUUAAGCCAGAAAAUGUGCUGCUUGAUGCGCAAAUGAAUGCUAAGAUUGCAGACUUUGGUUUGUCAAACAUGAUGUCAGAUGGAGAGUUCCUUAGAACAAGCUGUGGUUCUCCAAACUAUGCUGCUCCUGAGGUCAUCUCAGGAAGGUUAUAUGCUGGACCAGAGGUGGAUAUUUGGAGUAGUGGGGUGAUUCUCUACGCCUUGUUGUGUGGAACACUUCCCUUUGAUGAUGAUCAUGUGCCAACACUUUUUAAGAAGAUCUGUGAUGGGAUCUUCUUCACCCCACAGUAUCUGAACCCUGCAGUAAUAAGCUUACUGAAACACAUGUUGCAGGUGGACCCGAUGAAAAGAGCCACAAUCAAAGAGAUCCGAGAGGACGAGUGGUUCAAAAAAGAUCUGCCGAAGUACUUGUUCCCUGAGGACCCCUCCUACAGCAACAACAUGAUCGACGACGAGGCCCUGAAGGAAGUUUGUGAGAAGUUUGAGUGCACAGAGGAGGAGGUCCUUGCCUGCAUAUACAGUCGCAACCAUCAGGAUCCAUUGGCUGUCGCCUACCAUCUCAUCAUUGACAAUCGUCGCAUCAUGAGCGAAGCCAAGGAUUUCUACUUGGCAUCUAGCCCUCCUGACUCUUUUCUAGAUGACCAACACCUGACUUCAUCAGGUGCAGCGAUAGUCAAGCCUCACCCUGAGCGUGUACCUUUUCUCGUGGCGGAGACUCCUCCCAGGAGUAUCCGUCACACACUGGAUGAACUGAACCCUCAGAAGUCCAAGCACCAGGGUGUUAGGAGAGCCAAGUGGCACCUGGGUAUACGCAGUCAAAGUAGACCAAAUGAUAUCAUGACGGAGGUGUGCCGUGCAAUGAAACAGCUGGAUUAUGAGUGGAAGGUUGUGAAUCCAUAUUAUCUGCGUGUGAGAAGGAAGAAUCCUGUUACUGGGAUGCUUGCCAAGAUGAGCCUUCAACUGUACACAGUGGACAGCAGAACCUACCUCCUUGACUUCCGUAGCAUAGACGAUGAUAUGUUGGAGACAAAAUCUGGAAGUGCUACCCCUCUGCGCUCUGGCUCUGUGGGCAACUACCGGACCGCUAUUAAGAACGAUGUAGAUGGAGCAGAGCUUCCAGGUACACCUAGUACUGUGCACCCCACCAAGACUGGAGAAGGCUCUUUGACGUCAUCGUUGACCUCAUCCAUCGAUUCCACAGGAGGCGGGGACAAUGCAACUGUCCCUCGACCAGGAAGCCACACCAUCGAGUUCUUUGAGAUGUGUGCAAAUCUUAUUAAACUACUUGCACGAUAGCUCACAAAACAAUCGCUAGCCU